AUGCAGUGGGUGCACAAUGCCAGUCCGGAAGUGCUGGCCAAGUCGCAGUAUCCGUCCAUCCUGGGCGUGGUGCUGGGACUCACGGGGUUGAUGGUUUUUACGGUUGCGCUGCGUGGAUAUGUGCGCGUUGCGAUGGUGAAGGCCGUGGGGAAGGACGAUUGGGUUAUCCUGUUCUCAGCGGUUUGCAGUGUUAUUUACAGUGGUCUCUGUAUUGGCCAGUCGAGAUGGGGCCUCGGGCUCGAUAUUGCGAUUAGGCCGACAGAAAACCUCAAUCAGUACUCAGUUAUCAACUUCGCCGGGAGACCGUUUUACAUGGCUGGCAUCACCGGCUUCAAAGUCGCCCUCUGCCUUUCAUACCUUCGCAUUCUGAACAAGUCGAACAAGGCAUAUCGGAAAUUCGUCUGGAUCGUCCUCAUCACCUGCGUUCUUGGCCAUCUCGGAGGCACGCUCGUUCUCAUCUUCCAAUGCAAGCCGGUUAAAAAAUCAUGGCUUCCCAAAACUCCCGGCUCUUGCCUCCCCAACGACACCACCUUCUACGCUCUAGCCGCCAUCACCAUCAUCUUCGACUGCAUAAUCUUCGUGCUUCCCAUUCCCCUCCUCUACUCGCUCCAGAUCAAUAUACGACGCAAGAUUGCCCUGAUGACCGUCUUCCUGCUCGGCCUCUUCACGACCAUCUGCUCCAUCAUGCGCAUGGUCCAGAUUAUCACCAUAGCCAAGACGGGCAAUUCUACAAUGCUCGUCCUCUGGGGAACAAUCGAGAUGAACGUUGGCAUCUCACUCACAUGCAUCCCCACCCUCGCACCACUCUUCACCUACUUCAAAGAAAAGACAUCCUACUACACCCACGGCGCCAGCCGCGAACGCACCAAUGGCAGCGCCAACGCGAUGCAAGUCCUCAAGUCCGCUCGAGACCGCGCGAGCGCCGAACGCUGGCGCGACCGCGACAACACCAGCGACACGAGCAGCCAGAAGGAGAUUCUGGGUACAGACAGCAACGUCACCACGCAGAGGACAGGGACGAGGGAGAGGAACGGUGGCGGUAUCACGGCCACGGUAACAGUGGAUAUCAAGGUGGAGGAAGCGGAGGGCCCACAGAACGGAGAGUUCCGUCGAGAAGAGAGGUGGACAUAGAAGUGGACAUGGAGUAUACUGUACAUAAUAACAAAAGUCUCAC
Molecule: messenger RNA, 1174 nt
Organism: Pseudogymnoascus verrucosus
Lineage: Eukaryota; Fungi; Ascomycota; Leotiomycetes; Thelebolales; Thelebolaceae
Exons: 6
Coding region: 1-1131 (376 amino acids)
Source: RefSeq, a predicted model, not a curated record